CCAGCGCUUGCUCUGCCACAGCAAACUACAAGGAUUACAGAGUUCCCAACACUGUGGGAAGAGAACGCUUAGUUUCUAUAAAAGCAAAUCUGUAAAACAUAACUGAGGAUGUCAAAGCUAGCACAGAGAGCUCUUUUUCUUUUCUAUGUUUCAACACAGGUGUGCACCGAGGUGUGGGCGCAGGUUUGUUCUUCGCAAUGCCGCUGUCCUCAGGAGCCUCCUCCAUGUGCCCCUGGUGUCCAGCUGAUCUUGGAUGACUGCGCCUGCUGUCUGGUGUGCGCCAAGCAGAGGGGGGAAAUCUGCUCCGACAUGAGCCCCUGCGACACCCGCCAGGGGCUGCAGUGUGACUAUACAGCUGACGUUCACAAGAGGACAGGCAUGUGCAUCGCUAAUGAGGGGGAUGUGUGCUUGCUGGAUGGGUCAGUCUACCAGAAUGGGGAGACCUUUUUCCCCAGCUGCAAGUACCAGUGCAUGUGUCGCGACGGCCAGAUUGCCUGUGUGCCGCGCUGCAACCUGGACGUGAUGCUGCCUGGCCCAGACUGCCCCAUGCCCCGGAGGGUGCAGGUGCCAGGGGAGUGCUGCGAGAAGUGGGUGUGUGAGCCCCAGGUGGAGGCUAGCGCGCUCGGAGGAUUUGCCAUGGCCGCCUACAGACAGGAGGAGACAGUGAGCUUCGAUGCCUGGGACCCCAGCCUCAACUGCAUUGAGCAGACGACCGAAUGGGGCGCCUGCUCCCGUACCUGUGGCAUGGGUGUGUCCACCAGGGUGACCAAUAAGAACAGGCGCUGUGAGAUGGUCAAGCAGAGCCGUCUGUGCAUCGCCCGCCCCUGUGAUGAGCAACCACACCAGCAAGAGCCCAAGAGAGGAAGCAAGUGCCAGCGACUGAUUAAGACUACGCUGGCCACCCACUUCACUUACAAGAACUGCACAAGCGUCAAGGCCUACAAGCCACGCUACUGCGGCUCCUGUACCGACGGGCGCUGCUGCACCCCCCACAGCACCCGGACGGCAUUGGUGGACUUUCAGUGCCACCAAGGCAAGACCGUGAGAAGGCCCAUGAUGGUGAUCAACAGCUGUGCCUGCCACCACCACUGCCCCCGAGACAAUGCCGUCUACCAGUACCAGCAACCGGUAGACCCGGACCUGGUCUACAGCGGCAUGAGGUUAUAAGAGACACACUUGGCAGAUACUGCCCUCUGUUGGAUGGUUUAGGGUGUUGGGUUUUAGAGUGUUGUUCGCACAUGAGUAGUUGGCUAGGGUGAAAGUCAAGGCACUUAGUGUUAGUCUUUAGAAGUAAACAACGGCACUAUUGCCUUCUGACGCUGCUGGCAGGGCAGUUGGGGACCUGCUUGCAAAAGACAGCCUCUGGGGUUGUUUUGAGGUCAGUGUUAAACUGUGUCUGCUUUAGGGCAACGGUAUACUGGUUGAUUCACAAAAGAUCGCUCACAGGGGAUUUAUAAGAGGUGGGGAUUUUAGAGGAUGUGAGGAAUCAAGACGGCUCCUCCCGAGUCACAUAUUUGACAGAGUAGUGACCCAGGUGGGGGGUUUCUUCCAGAGCCGAGGUGUGACGACCCACAGGGGCAACCCCUGCCCGAGGUCACGCUCACAUUGGUGCGGCAACUUUCACAUAUGCCUUUCUCAACCCCCCCACACUUGGUACCCCUACCCCCAUGCACACAAACCAGACCCUAGAGUCAAAGACUGCAAUAUUUUUCCUGAAAAAAACAAAAACACAAAGCUCCCUUUUGUGCCUCUGUGGUCCCUUUUUCAAAGGCUUGUAAGUAUUUGUCUCUACUAGACAGACAAAAGGUAUGUAAAUACUUGCUGUAUAGUUUGUAUUAUAAGCGUGUAUGAAAUACACAAUAUCUGUAAUACAUUGUAACCAUAUGUAAAUAACUAAUGUGUAUAUAGAUAUAUAUAGUCUUUGAUAAAUAUUAUUGUAUUAUACAGCUUUUCAUGUAAUUAAGAACAAUAUUGUGCUUUACUCUGUUGGAAUUAAAUAUGUAUUUUUUCUAUAAAAUGGGUAUUUAUGGUUCUGUUGAUAAAGCUGAUAAAAUGGGGUUGAACAGAUAAUACAGAGAAUAUCAAAUAAUAAGAAUGAACCGGUAAGAAUAAAGUAACAAUCAUUUCUUGAUAAAUUUCAAAACAUUCAAUGUAAUUAUAUCAUGAGUAAUGACAUUGUAUAAUUUCAGUUGUGCUUCCUUGAAUCACUGCUCUGUUGGUAGACCAAAGCCAACUCAAAGAAUGGAGCCACAUAGUACAAAACAGUUUAUUGUAUUGAAAUACCUGGUUUCUAUAAGGCAUAAAUAAGUUGAUCCCACAGGUACAUGUUAAAGAACAUUAUAGAAUCAUACAAACGUGGUACACAGAACAGAAUUCAAAUAUGUUUUCUCAAUGCUCAGAACCAGCAUUCAUUCAAAUAAAACAUAGGCUAACACAUUCCAAAUUCCAAACACACACACACACAC
Molecule: messenger RNA, 2465 nt
Organism: Osmerus eperlanus (European smelt)
Lineage: Eukaryota; Metazoa; Chordata; Actinopteri; Osmeriformes; Osmeridae
Product: CCN family member 3-like
Exons: 5
Coding region: 109-1167 (352 amino acids)
Biological process (GO): cell adhesion; signal transduction
Cellular component (GO): extracellular matrix; extracellular region
Molecular function (GO): integrin binding; heparin binding
Source: RefSeq, a predicted model, not a curated record